Molecule: messenger RNA, 531 nt
Organism: Adineta ricciae
Lineage: Eukaryota; Metazoa; Rotifera; Eurotatoria; Adinetida; Adinetidae
Source: the annotation of a GenBank genome assembly
AUGUCGGCGUGUCAUUUUUUUAACAAACAAUUCUACUAUCACAAAUUAGAUACAGAUGCAUUACCUUCAAUACGAGAAAGUGAUACUUUAGAUAGUUACACUCACAUUCGUCGUGCUCGUGUAGCACCAGCUGAACUAAUGCUUCAACACAUCAGCAGCAAUAAACUAGAUUUCGAUUAUUUAUCUGAUGAUGACUUAAGUUUACUUUUGACCGCAGUGUUAUCAUGGAUGCGUAGUUCAUACACAGCACAUGGCAUUCACAAAUCAUUAAAUAAAUUUACCGAAUUGAUUAUUGGACAAUCUGUUUUCGCAUUGAGAUAUUGUUUAAAGAGUUGUAUCAAUUCAGUUUCAUUGCACCCUUGUAUCGUAAUUUCAACGCUGUUUUUACAAAUACCUGUUGUUAGUACAACCAAACUCUAUGUAUUUCAAUUGAUUCCACUGCCGUUUAUAUUCAAUCAUGAAAUGUAUGCAUAUUCAAGCCUUCCAAAAACAAUUGGAAUAAAUGCAAUUGAUAACACAUUACUUUUGUAG